Messenger RNA from Anastrepha obliqua, 1092 nucleotides. RefSeq lists its product as uncharacterized. The record is from RefSeq and is a predicted model, not a curated record. Gene Ontology annotation, molecular function: acyltransferase activity, transferring groups other than amino-acyl groups. The transcript has 4 exons. Bases 1 to 939 code for a protein of 312 amino acids. Lineage: Eukaryota; Metazoa; Arthropoda; Insecta; Diptera; Tephritidae.
AUGGCAACGAGUGCGGCGAGCAGCUGUGAAAAGCUUGUGCGGAUACCUCCCGAGCAGUGGACUGCACUGCGCGAUGUUUACCGCCAGAAUUGGCCACAAAAUGCCUAUAGCUACUACGCUUUGGAAAAUUAUAUCAACUGGUCACGCAAAGACCCAGAAUUGUGUGAAAGGGAAUUUCGUAUAUGGAGUAUUGAUGAAAAGUGGCGGGAGCAUGGAAUCUAUAUUUUGGAAGAUAAAACGUUUAUAUCACACGUCGUCAGAGUAGACGCCUGCGCUCUGGAGCAUAUCGCGCGUUAUGAGUCAGCGUUGAGCCACUUGAAGUCCAUUCCGUAUACUGAACUUAUUUUUCGUGAAAAAACAUCCUUAGCUGUUAAAAAGUAUAUCGCACAAUUAGGCUAUGAACCGCCGCUAGCGCAAUGCUACCCAGCAAGGCUGUAUCAUCUGCGCAAGGAAGAUUGUCUAAAAUUUGAAGUGAGAGCUCGCUCGGACUUCAUUAUUAAACCACUCGCGUUGACAGACGCCACAGAAGUAGAUGACUUUUGGGCGUACAAAGCACCCGGCUCGCGCUACAUCGUGGAACGCAAUAUAAAAUACAACGCCUCCUUAGGUGCCUAUCAUCCCGAAAGCGGUGCACUGUGCGCUUGGGUCUUGUACAGCGAAUUCGGCACCAUAGCCUGUUUGUAUGUGAAAAGUGAGUAUCGGCGACGCGGCCUCGCUGAGGAUUUAGUGAAGCAAAUAUGUCGCAUGCUGACCGCAAAAAAUUGUGAUGCUACCGCUCAUAUUGAGGACACAAAUAAUGCAUCGAGAAGACUCUUUACAAAGUUGGGUUUUCAAACAGUUGAGUUCAACUAUUGGUUUAUAAAAGCGGAUUUCGUAAGCAUAAAGAAGGGCGGCGAGCUUGUGGAACGUUUGCCUGAACAGGCUAUGAAACAUGGCUGACAAGUAAGGGGAAUAUCAUGGAAAGGGUAAAAUAAGUAAAGUAACAUCUACGUUCUUAGAAAAGCAAUAUUAGACAAUUAAGUUUUAGUUCAAAAAGAGACAAAUGAGAAAUAUACAUUAAAAGCACAAAAAACUGCGAAUUAUUAUGGCGGA